Spirometra erinaceieuropaei is the source of this 7914-nucleotide messenger RNA. The record is from the annotation of a GenBank genome assembly. NCBI's taxonomy places the organism in Eukaryota, Metazoa, Platyhelminthes, Cestoda, Diphyllobothriidea, Diphyllobothriidae.
AUGUCGGCUAAUGUUACCACUACCGACACCCUUGUCGACUUUGCAGACAAUUCCCUAAAAAUCGAUGAUAAAAAAGAUGCUGAAAAGAUCGUCGAAGCCUUGAAAAAGUCUUUGAAAAUGACUGCUUUGCGGCUUUCGGGGAACACUCUGGGCGUCGCUGGAGCCGAGGCCAUUGGAUUACAAUUGUCUAACCAUCCAAACCUCAGACGAUGUCUAUUUAGUGAUCUUUUCACAGGUUCGACUUUAAGUUAAAUCUUUAAGACAUCAGGUCGGAUGGUUGAUGAAAUCGCGCCCGCUCUGAGACAUCUGUCUGCAGGUAUUAUUUCCGCGGGGGCGCAGCUGACCGAACUCGAUCUGAGCGACAAUGCAUUCGGUCCUAGGGGAGUGGUGGGUGUGACAGAGCUUCUAAGCAGUCCUGUUUGUUAUACACUGCAAGUAAGUCCCGAACUCACCGCAAACGACUUUGUAGAUCUUAAAAAUGAACAACCAAGGACUCGGACACCAAGGUUGCCGAUACUUGACCGAAGCACUAUUAAAGGGGCUGCGAGACAGUAAAGGCACCGGACUCAAACUUAAAACCUUUUCGGCCGGUCGUAACAGAUUGGAAAACUACGGAGCGAAACUUCUUGCGGAAGUGUUUUCGGAAAUGAAAUCGCUCGAAGAGGUAAGUGGGGCACCCCUUCACCACCCUGUUUCAUCUGCCUUUCAACAUAAAUCUAAAUGGGUAGGUUCCAAUCACAUUGAUUAUAUUUCGAGUUUCCGUUUGCUUGUGUCGUGGACGCCAUUUUCUCACUGGAUGUAAAGCGGAAAGCAAAUGGAUAGACCUGUUUUCUCCUUUGGAAGCAGAGGUUGCCAUAAAGACACAGCAUAUAAUUACAGAAUAACGGUAGUAAUGAAGCAAGUUUGGUGUGGUUUACAGCUAUUAGAGGAAUAAGUUUAGUAUAAUUCGGCUAUAAAUGAAAAUUGCGUGGCAGUAACCAACGUGGUAAACAAUGAUGCAACCCGCGUGCUGGGUUGGUGUGAUAAAAAUAAAAUAAAUCUACAUUCCGGUUAUGUCAAAAAUAGUUUCCGAGAAAUACGUUCGCGAUUUGUACUGUGCUUUGUCCGAGCAAACUCGGAGAUCACGUCUUUUAAAUUCGCGAACUUCAUAGAGUCGUUUUGCAAUACCUCACCUAACUUCGAUGUGAUUCACUAUAGUACCCCCCUGUUGUGCUGUUCACGGACAUGGCCACACAGAUCUCUGCUGAUGCGUCAAAUAAAAAGUACCGCCAACAUGGCAAGGAGGACAUUUUUACUGAUGCUGUCUACUCUCAGACCGAGCAUUUCAAAACGGGUCCAUAAACGGCUUGCGCCACUUUCCGCACUGUCGUGGGUUCUCCCCACGCAUAAAUACCCCCUCAUAUCCUUUUACUUACAUGACUAAUAAUGCUCCUAGUAUGUCCAUUACAGAACCAAAAUGAACUUAAACGUAUCAAGAGUCAGGGCUCUACGAUUUCCACGUGCCGGCGCCAAAUUUCAUGAAUUAGAUCACCUUCCAUGAUCCUGUCGAGGCCGAUAGCCACCUACUAUUCAUGCUCUGCGCUCUGGAGCUGGUGAGAUAUUCAUUGGUACAAAUGGGAGUGACUGGGGCUCACUCUAUCAUCUGCAUCUAUGCGGCAUUCCUCCCACACAGGACCAUCUAAAAACAAAAGACAACAGAUUUCUAGAAAAUACGCCUUUGCUUUUAAUGCAUCCUCUCGCACUUCUUACAAUCAAGACACCAUUGCUUUGCACUUCCACAAUGCUGAGCCUGUGCAGUAGCAAAAGUCGUCCUUUUCAGCACAUUUUGCGGUGUAUAUUCCACUCCAUUCUUAACAGACUUCUCGGCAGAUCAACAACCUAUUGCCUCCUACUUGCCGCCGUCUCCUUCUGUCCUCAAAAGCAAAAGAGCUUGCAAUCGUAUAUUUACCUCAAUUUGUUGUUUGGCUGCAUAUAUUCACGACUCCAUUAAUCAUGUGAACCUGUGGUUCAUCUGUACGCACUGGCUACGGGCCACCGGGAACUAUUUUUACUACUAGGGACCUAAAACUUUUUAAGUGGUUUUGACGGUUAUUAUGUGUGUGUUUGAAAGGGGCGAAAAUGAUCAUACGCAAGUUUUCGAUUUGUAGUGUUGGGUGGCCUCGAAUCAGACUGGAGCUUAGAGACACCGUAGUGACGAUUUUGUUCUUAUCAAUCCUCUCUCGCCAUUGGGCAUCGACCCUAAAAACAGGUCAUUCAUGUUUUCACUUAGCUACACUUGUACCAAAAUGGAAUCGGCAUUCACGGAUUAGAUGGAAUCAAGUGCCUGGUCAACGCUAUUGCUUCGAAUCCCAACCUACGUGUUCUAAACUUAUCGGACAACUCUCUUACUGCUGAUGGGGGAACAGAACUCGCGAGGAGCUUGUCACACCUUCCCUACCUCGAGGUUCGUCGAUUCUUCACUUAUCUGAGCCGCUAUUUUUAUCACCAUUCUUUUCAUUUCGACGAUUUGUGCUAUCAUCCUUUCUGUAUGGCACACUUUUUAAACGGCAUACGUAGUUUCCGUGCUGGGUGUCAUGGCAGAGAAAUUAUUCAGAUUAUUUUAAUUACAGGAGCUCAUCCUGGAUGAUUGUUUAAUUCGAGCACGCGGUUGUCGCUCCUUGGCAAGUGAAUUAGAACGAGAGGACGUGGUUCCCAAUCUGAAAUGUCUCCGCCUCUACGGCAACGAAAUCACACGUGACGCGGGUGUCCACCUUGCCAUCUGUCUUGCAGCAAAAACCAAACUGAAACAUCUUAAUUUAAAUGCAAACGAAUUUGGUUCCACAGGCAUCGAUAUGGUCAUACGCACCCUUGAGUCCAUCGGUCUCAUUGAAGCUCUCGACGUACCGCCAGCUGAUUCGAGCGCUGAAGACAGUGCAUCGGAUGACCUUGAUCCUCGACAUCGUGCCUUCGAUGAGGACCAAGGCAGUGAUAAUGAGGAUGAGGAGGAUGAUGACGAAGAAGAUGACUUUGAGGCAGGUGAAUACAGUGGAAGUGAAGAGGAGGAGGACUUUGAGGAUGAAGAGGCCACCCCCACACAAUCGAGUUUUCACAGCGGUGGCAAAAGCGGUGAUUCUUCCUUCCAAACUGUCAAAGAACGUCCCGUUGGAGGUCCUUUUGGAUGCAUACCAGGUAAGUAACCUAUGAAACGUGUCGAGCUACUGUUUUGAGAGGAGAUAUCGUGCGCCCUUGUCAGUAUUGUCUCGAGUUCUCAUGUAUUUAGCAUUUCCAGUUCCACGAUCUAGGUCAUCGUGCGUUUCACACUAUGGAAAUUUGCAUUAAAAAUGUUGAGUGGGAGGUUUGAAUUAGACUGCUACGUGAAGCCUUUGUCUGUGGACAAUUAACUUAGACGUUUUGUACACAAAGAACCGAUAUUCCACCCUAUAUUUGCCUUCAGGAGCAUGCUUUUUCGAAAAUACUGACCCAAUAUAUAACAAAAAUGAACGAUUAGCCUUUGUCUGCACAGGCCUUCUCAAACAUACGAAAAUGAACUUGGUAAAAUGAGUCUCAACAAUGCUUGCCAUCGUAUCUUAAAAACGAACUCUGAUUUGCUAAUUCUUAUGGCAGCUCGACCGUCAGUUCCGACAAUGUCGACGGUGUGCCUCACAGCAGGGUAGACGCAGGGACGGUGCCUCGUGCUUGACCUGGAUAGUGGACUUGCGCUGCAUCUGCCACGUCCUCUCUUCCUCUCCCAUCUGGGCCUGGUUUCAUGAGAGAGUCAAGAAGACCGGAGGCGAGAUAGGAUGCGGGUGACUGUCGCGGUGUGAAUCCGUACAUAGGCGUGCCACCACACCACCUAGCCCAUGGACAAAGGGCCUGGAUUUCGCAUAGGAAAGGGGGGCAGCUCGGAUCCCAACUGAGUGAUAAUGCCAUAAAGGCCACAUCAUGAAAGAGGCAUCACAGUCAAACCCCCAGUCCACCGUCUAAUCAUUCAAGGCUCUAACACACACUGGGCUGACUUUGAGGUCUGAGUUGAAUUAUCAGUCGGUAACCUUCCAAGGCACGGCUUUUAGUUCACCGCGUCAAAUUGCCUGUAUUGAAGAAUAUGCACUGGGAAUCUGCCUCACUUGCUCUUACCUUACCCGUGCACCAGGCAACUGUCCGGGCCAGUUAAUCACUUGGUGCUGAGAGUUGAAGAAUGGGCUGACGGAGCUGAAAACACUCCGUCUGCGCGGGCCAUAUGACCUGUGCCCCGCACAGCACGCCAGAAUUUCACAUAAAGGGGGUGACCUGCUCGGAUAUCACACGUAGUAGAAGAAGCCACAUGGAGGAGCACACUCUCCACUUACGUGACAGGCGCUUACUUCGUGCCUGCGGUAUGUGAUGUCGGACGUGUUCAUAUGUGAUACAUGUUUCGAUAGGGAAAUGUUUGCUGGCGUGUUUUGGUCUGUGUUGGCCUACCGUUGAUUUUCGUGGAGACACAUGUGACCGAGUAGGCCCAUGCGGUGACUGAAUUUGCGAAAGGAAUGCGGACAGUCGAGGCUAUGAUGACAGGCGUAUGGUAGUGCUCCAGGCACUGGUUCUCCAGUCUCUGUGCUGUGGAUCCACAAGUGGCCGAUGACGCCUAUGUGUGAUGUGCAUGUGCAGUAGCAGUGUGAGCAGGAUAGGUUGGGAGGUGCUGAGUCGGUGGUAGUGGUGGUGGUGCCGCUAGUGGUGGCCGCACUUGUGGAUGGGGAGGUUGGUAGUGCAACUUAUACGAUAGCCUGACACACUGCCGACAAACCGGCUGAUAUCCUACGUCCAACCCAUGCCUGCCCGUUGGCUUUCGGGCCAAACCUUGCUGGGUUAAGCCUUGCCAGGCUACAGAAGAACGCGAGUUGUCGGUUGAGGAUAUUGCUUGCCGCUGAGCAAAGUAGUGUGGGGCAGUCUGCGUCAGGGCUAAACGCUGACGAACAGGACACUCAAUCCAAGUGAGUGGAUUUGUUUGGUAAUCUUGUUGAUGGUCCGCAUAAAUCUGCCUUUGUCCUGUCUGUUUCAGUGCUUGAUUCUGAUCAUCUUGCCCAUUUUGUUAACUCUUGCUUAUUGUUGUGUGAUUAGUUUUGUGGUGUUGUUAGCCACAUGAUCUCAGAGUUGGGCUUGUGACCGAAUAUCUUAUACAGUGGCAUAUGAUGACACCGGGCCGUCGCGUGGGACAGUCGGGGUAUUUGACAGUUUGCCGCAAAACAUUCAUACCAGACCGACACUUUUGUCUCAACUAAAGUUGUCUCUCGCGUGGAAGAGCUGUGGUUUCUAUCAGGCAAGCUCCUCCCUGGAUUUGGGACCACAGUCUAAUGCAGAUCACGCGAGCUCUAAAAAUGUAACCGCCCACUAGCUAAUGAAUAGCCGGGGUGAAAUCUUUGUCAGACACUGAAAGAUAUUUUCGAUUUACAAAUCUCCGUCAUUUAUUAAGCUAAUUUUCUACGGGCACCACAUUUACGGUAAGUGGCAUCUGGCCAUUCCAAAGUAACCCUUGCUAUUGUCAUCUAAAUGACAAGACCCGUAAUGAGUCUUGCCCUAUUUAACUGGACUGGGCUGGCGCCAGUGCUGAUUUAACCGGUGAGAAUUUGCCAUGUAAUACCACUGUGGCCGGUGUCUUUCCCACAGGUAGUUGAUUUGCCAAAUGAAGUCUCCGCCGCGCCUGAUUAUCUUACAACUGCAUGGUCUGCGAUUUGCUCAAUUUUUCACUAGUCGUCGCUGAAGGCUGUUCCGAUAUUCGCCACCUGUGGACGUGCUGGACAAUUUGUAGCCGGACUAACGGGCAGACCGGGUUUUUAUUGCAGAUCUGACUGCUAGAAAAUCAAUUCUUCAACGGAACCAGGCAUGCCUACCGUCCUCGCCAUGUGUCGCGGGCGACGAUGCCCAUUUGUGCCCAACAUCGUGGUGGACGCACGUGAACUAGCUUAUAGUUAUAGCGGACUUGCGCAGCGCCGACCGCACUCUCUCCAUCCCCAUCCAUCUGGGUCCGGUGGUGAGACAGAGACAGGGCGGCCGUGCCACACGACCUGAUCCACGCAAAAUGGACCAGGUUUUCGCAGAACCAGGGGGUGCGGCUGGGAUCCCACCCGAGUGGAAUUGUCAUAGAGGCUGCAUUAUGUGGGAGCCAUUGCAGCCUGACUCUCAAUCCACCGGUUAGCCACUCCACCCAAACGAGACUGACCACGAAGUUAUCUAUCAUAUACAGCACCGUAUAAGAGCAGCCUGGUCUGUGUCCUUGUAUCCAGUCCUGGGCCCCAGUCUCUAUUGAGGAUAGGAAUCUGAUAUUACGCUUCCUGGUCUCCGUCUACAUAUUUUCAGGGUAUUAAUUUCUAGCCUUUUUAUCUCAAGAGGCCUUUGUUUCCUUGGCCACCUCUUACGUUUUAUGUUCUCUGUCCUGAUUAUUGUCUUUUGCACUCAUUCCUAACCAUGCAGAUCACUAUUCUCUACCUCAAACCCUAAACCCCCUCCUUGCUGUAUCCUAACUUCAGCCAAAUCAUCGGAGAAGCAAACAGGAGCUUACCCCCAGACUGGAGGCGGUGUCUUCAGCUUUCGCUCCAUCCUUUCCGACAUUCAGAAUGAGGCUAACGCAAAUCACGGCACCGGUCUGUUCUCUGCGCUCGACAGUACUGAUGCGUCAGCCUGCCGCAGCAAACUCUGGGCGAACGCUACUGCUGGCACCAAGGGCUCACCCUUCUCCGGCCUCUUCGCGCCUCCACGCCUUGGUACUGUUGUGACUCCUCCGAAGGAGACAACACCUGCCAAUCCGCCAUCCGGAGGCUUGUUUUCCAGCUCGUUUGCCUCUCAGCCGGCUACUAUGGCAUCGAACUUCAAGGAGGCAGAAGCUUUAGAUUGUUUCAAGCAGUGUCUAGCAUCACCCGAGGAUGAUACGCUUAUGCGGAUUUUAGCGGGUUCGUAUUCACUUAGAUAAGAUUGCUCCUUAAAGCCUUUUCUUCCUGUCUCAGACUCUGUGGCUACUUCUUACGCGAUCUGUUUCCACCAUACUAACGAGGCGAUAUCCGAUACCCCAUACUUGUAAAACCCUUUUUUUUUACUGAAGUUCACUGAAAUCUUGGGAUGUCUUCAGAGAAUUUCCCUUCGGUAGAUUAUGUGCUUGGUAAUAGAAGCGUUUUGCACAUUAAAUGGGCAAAACCCUUGUCUACGACAUUUCCUGCUACGAAGUAACACGGUAUCACAGACUGCUUUAUGUGGGCCUUUGCCAUCUUCACAAAGUACAGUAAUGGGCACGUGUGUUGUUUGCUAUCUCGUAAGAUGUUAUUAAGCGAGCAAGAAGUAGCGUAACGGAAGCAAAUUUUAUUGACAACAGCGCGUUUUAGACCACGAUUUAAUUCUAUAGGCAGGAUUUGCGUGCUCACCUGUUUAUCUUUUCCAUUUAAAUUUUCAGGUAAAUUACCCUGUUGGAGCAAGUGGAACAUCAGUGAGGCCACUCUGGUCGAAAUUUCCCCGGCGCCUGAAACGCUUGUACGAUUUGCUUUCCGCUUUGCCAGACAGCACGGAUCGAAUCCCAAUCAAAUGGAUCUGGCGAUCAGAGCACUUCUCUCAGCUUGCACUGCAGAUUCCCAUCCGGCGGCAGCUAAAAAGAAACAGGGACAACUAAUCUCACUGUCUGGUCGUGCUGUCAAUCAGAUUUUAGUUCACUUGGGUGCAAUGAAACCUGACCGAAGUGACCCAACUGAAAUCAAGGCCUCGGAGGAGGUGCUGGUCUAUGCGAAAACCGACCUGGAACUGCUCAAAAGUCUUCUCUCUCAGCACGGGUCGCGUCUAAAUGAUUCUGUUCGUCAGUCCUUGGCUCUGCUGCUUUCUCAGCACAAGGAAGCCCACCCGCAGGCUCCACCUAUCGCUAGUGCCUUAGAUGCUGUGUUGGGUGCUUUGGAGGACAAACUGGGCUCUCUUUCCGUGUCCUGA